Pygoscelis adeliae (Adelie penguin) is the source of this 1694-nucleotide messenger RNA. RefSeq names its product centrosomal protein 19kDa (gene CEP19). The transcript has 3 exons. Lineage: Eukaryota; Metazoa; Chordata; Aves; Sphenisciformes; Spheniscidae. Gene Ontology annotation, cellular component: spindle pole; centriole; centrosome. The coding region runs from base 504 to 1055 and encodes 183 amino acids. The record is from RefSeq and is a predicted model, not a curated record. Gene Ontology annotation, biological process: trans-Golgi to periciliary membrane compartment transport; microtubule anchoring at centrosome.
GGACGAACCCGAUCCUGCCCUGCUUCCCUUCUGCCUCAGCGUUUAGGCUUCGACCGCGCACGACCCCGAGGGUUUGCUCGCCUGGCGGAAACAAGCGGUAGAAAAGCGGCUUUUUAAAGGCAAAAGUAGUUCUGCUGCAGCACAGAAGUUGGCCGGGGGGGAAAAAAAAACCAAACACCUGUCUGUGUUUCAGAGCUACUGAAACCAGCGUUCCGUGCCUGGCAGCGAAGGUCUCUGCUUGCAUUACCUGAUGAUACGAAACCCCCUUCCCUUCUUUUACGUGGAUCCAAAUGGCUUCUUAUGUCUGUAUUUCUCGUCUAAGUAUUUCUUUGCUAUUUCAGAGAUGGCGGCCCACUCUCGCGAUUGUCGGUGACCCUUCAAAAAGCCAUUUCAGUUCAGUUUGAAGCAUCAUUUCUCAUUUUAAGAUAGUGAAAGUGGCUCUUAAGAGACUUCUGCUUUCCUCCCCGACUUGUAGAACUAUUUAAAAGCAAAAGUGAGCUUUGAUGUUGCUGAGGACAGCUCUGAUAAAGCUGACCACACUUGAGCCAGCAGCAAGAACUGUAAUGACUUACAUUGCAAAGAAGUGCGGCAUCUGCUUUCAGCCUCCAUCCAUUAUCCUGAUCUACAGAGAAGACAACAAGGAUAAGACUCGCCAGCGCAUCAUGCCUGUCAGAAAUUUCUCCAAGUUCUCAGACUGCGGCUUGGCUGCUGAGCAGCUGAAGAAUAACCCUCGGCACAAGGCUUACCUAGAAGGAGUCUCACUGCAUCAGCUAAAGAAGCUGUACAGUUUGCUGAAAGGUCAUCUGGGAGGAGAGAGCCUGGCUGAGAGCUUGGAAAAGUUUCGGCAGGAAGAGGCCAUUGACCCAGAAGAGGAUAUGAACAAACUAGAUGACAAGGAGCUAGCCAAAAGGAAGAGCAUCAUGGAUGAGCUCUUUGAAAAGAACAGGAAGAAGAAGGACGACCCAGAUUUCAUCUACGACAUUGAGGUUGAGUUUCCACAGGAUGAGCAGCUGGAGUCCUGUGGCUGGGACAUGGAGUCAGGUGAAGAAAUCUGAUUCUGGACAAAGAUGUCUCGGAUGGGCAGUUCAGAGACAAAUCUCACAGUCCUAACAGAGAGAAUGAUGUCGGCAUACGUAUUCUGCUGCAUCAUUUUCAGUUCAUGCCAUUGAUGCACAUUACAGUAGGUCUUGGGUUCUCCAUAGCCAAGGUGCUACAGGUUUAAGUGAACUUUAAGAAGCCAGACUCAAUGAAAUGGAAAUUGAGCAGCCAAACUUAUUGGGUGUUUUUAGUCUUCUCCUAGUCUUUUUCCUAUUUAAUAAUUUUAAAUUAUUUAAUCUUUUGUUUGUUUACAUUUCAGUCAGCUUUGGCCGAAAACCUCACCAGCUUGCCUUGCUGUGAUUUCUGUUCAGCUUUGUCUGAAAAUUAAGUGUUAAAUAUUUAUGUCUUGAAAGCAAUCCUAAAGCUUUAUUGUAUGCAUAUGCUAUUUAUUAUUACUUGUUGGAAUGUUAAAUAUGUAUUUGUCUUUCUGGAUAAAUCAACAUUGCAUUGAGAGUAUUACUCUCACAUUUCCUGAGUGAUGCUUAGAUCUCCAGCUUCAGCUUACACAAAUAUAAAUCCUUAUGUUUAAGAAACGGAAUAUCUAGAAAGUAAGUUAGUCUUGAAAGUACUUUUGAAAAUACAGUGAUUUCAAGCUG